Molecule: messenger RNA, 3681 nt
Organism: Cavia porcellus (domestic guinea pig)
Lineage: Eukaryota; Metazoa; Chordata; Mammalia; Rodentia; Caviidae
Gene: Fitm2
Product: fat storage inducing transmembrane protein 2
Exons: 2
Coding region: 92-880 (262 amino acids)
Biological process (GO): lipid droplet organization; phospholipid biosynthetic process; lipid storage
Cellular component (GO): endoplasmic reticulum membrane
Molecular function (GO): coenzyme A diphosphatase activity
Source: RefSeq, a predicted model, not a curated record
GCGUCUGAGGGAGGCGGCGGCGCCAGCCUGUGAAGGGCAGGACAGUGGCCGAGAGGGCACCGGAGGAGGACGGUGGCCCACGAGGUCCGGCAUGGAGCAUCUGGAGCGCUGCGAGUGGUUCCUCCGGGGGACGCUGGUGCGGGCGACCGUGCGGCGCUACCUGCCAUGGGCGCUGGUGACCUCCAUGCUGGCCGGCUCAUUCCUCAAGGAGUUCUCUCCGCUGCCUGAGAGCUACCUCAGCAACAAGCGCAACGUCCUGAACGUGUAUUUUGUUAAAGUGGCCUGGGCCUGGACGUUCUGUCUCCUGCUGCCUUUCAUUGCCCUCACCAACUACCACCUGACAGGCAAGGCCAGCCUGGUCCUGCGGCGGCUGAGCACCCUGGUUGUGGGCACAGCCAUCUGGUACGUCUGCACAGCGCUCUUCUCCAACAUCGAGCACUACACCGGUCAUUGCUACCACUCGCCGGCCCUGGAGGGGAUCAGAAAGGAGUGCCAGAGCAAGCAGCACUGCCACAGGGAAGGGGGCUUCUGGCAUGGCUUCGACAUCUCGGGUCACUCCUUCCUGCUGGCCUUCUGUGCCCUCAUGAUUGUGGAAGAGAUGGCCGUGCUACACGAGGUGAAGACGGACCGGGGCCACUGUCUCCAUACCGCCAUCACCAGCCUGGUCGUCGCCCUGGGAUUCCUGACCUUCAUUUGGCUGUGGAUGUUUCUGUGCACAGCCGUUUAUUUUCAUGAUGUGUCCCAGAAGGUGUUCGGCACCUUGUUUGGUUUGCUGGGCUGGUAUGGGACAUACGGGUUUUGGUAUCAGAAAUCCUAUUCUCCAGGACUUCCUCUCCAGAGCUCUUCUUCGAAUUUGAAGCAAGACAGUUAUAAGAAAUAAGAGAAACAAAAGGCGGACAGCCGGACAACGGCUAAUGUAUUUUCCACUUAAUUUAUUUAGUUGUUGGUAGCAUUAUUGAUUCCACUUGAGAGAGGAGGCUCACUGGGCAGUUUUGGGAGGUGGUGGAGGAAUCUAGGGUACAAGUUCAGCGCUUAGGCUCUUCUUGGUAUAUCACCUGUGUCACCAACGUCACCUUCCCACCAGACAGUUUUUGUCCCUGGUGAGACUUAAUCUUUAUCUGGAACACCCCUUCGGUCCCUAGAGGGGAAAACUAAAGCUGAAUUGGAAGGACAGAAUCAAAGGCUUUUGUGACAUGGCUCAAGGGGAGGCCAGAGCUUUAGGACUCCUCUGAUGCCAUCUUCCUGAUUCUAGUUGUCUUUUGCGUUUAGUGACUGAUAUGAUGACUUUUUUUUUGUUUUGUUUUUAUUUUUAACAGUAUUUCCCCUGGUCGGUUUUGCCAUGAGCAUUUAUUUCUGGCAGGGUCUGUAUAAAACACCCCAGUGCCUCCAAGACACUAUCCUGGUAGAGUAUUUGUCUCUUCUGUGGAAUGUUGAAUAUUACAGCUGACUGUGAUCAGCCACUAACAUGACCCAGUAAGCUGCAGUGCCUCCUAACUGAGCACCAGGUGAUUUUUACAUAAUGAACAAUGUCCAUAUUGUCUGUUGUUUUAUGUUGGGUUUCGGAGCAAUAAGAUUACCCUUUUUCCCUCUUAUUUUGAGUGAUUGCUUUAUAGUUUUUAAUGAUGACUGUGGUAUUUGUUCUUUGUUGACAAAACUCCUGAAAAUAAUUCAUGGCUCCAGUGUUGCACUUUGGCACAAGUAGAUUAUUUUGAGGGUUUUGUUUUUAGAACACUAAUUUACUUUUUAUAAACCAGAUUCUUGGCUUAUAGUAUUAAAUUUCACUUUAUGGAGUUAUUUCCUCUAUUAGGAAUGAAACCAGAAAUCAGGCUAUUAAUUUGGUGACUUUCAUACUGAGUCAGAGUAAUCGUGCACGGUGCCUAUUUUAUGCUGAAACUUUCCUGACCACAUAUUAGUUGUGUAGACAGAACAGUGUUUCAGGGCCAUAGGACAAGUGCUUUAGUCCCUGUGUUAUGGCCCAAGUCAUUUCACCUUUGGACAUGAUUAUGAUGUUUCAGAAGUGAAGUAAAAUCUCUCCCUCGUGGCUGAAAGCCAGCAUCAUUGCGAAGAUGUCUGUAUUAAGUGGUGCCAUGACUUUGUACCUGCCUCCUCGUACUUGUGCCACCAACAAAACACCCCCCAGCCUGGCCCUGUCCCACUGGCCUUGCAGUCGGCUGGUCUUUUCUUUCUUCUCUGCAGCACUUCUCAGUCUCCAGUCUUCCUAGUAAGAAUGCCAGGAAGACCUGGAAAUCCUGUCACCUCCAUCCAAAAGUUGUGCAUUCUGUAAAAUGUCCCCUGUCUUCUCCCUGACUGUCUCCUUAGGCCUUUCAAGCUGAUCCCCUUUGCCUUAUUAUGGAUAGUAGCCCGUGAAGCUCCUUUGAUGCCCUUUCUCCAGCCAAGCUGGCUAAUACCAUUAACUGAUAAGCUCUAACGUAACUGGUUUAACUCAAGCUCAGGCAAAUCUCCAGGGUAAUUUUUUAAAUAUAAAAAUAUAUUUAAGAAACUUUUUUUUUUAAUUGAUACCAGGGAUCGAACUUAUGACCGUGCACUUGCAAGACAGGCGCUUAUGCCACUGAGCUAAAUCCCCAGCCCCUAAAACUAUAUUUAAAAUACAUAUUUGUAUGCUUUUAAGCUGUGGGCCAACUUAUCAAAACAUGAGACGUGAGGUGUUGUUCCCAAAAGUGAAGAAACACAGGCCAUGAGAUAUCCACAGUACCAUGGCAAGAUGUGACAAGUGGCCCAGAGAAGGCAUUUCAUACUCUAAGAGUUUCCGCCUGCACACUAGGGCUGGAGUGGGGCUGGGGAAGGGGCUUGUUGAAGGGCUGAAGUCUCCCCUAACUUUCAUGAUCAGCACUAGAAGAGAACAGGCACCGGCUGGCUGACCAGAAGUUUACUUGUCACACUUCAGUCUCUAGACAUUUUUCUCACAAGGCCUGAUCCAGGUUUCAUGCUGCUCAUAGGAAAUGCUGUUAUCCAGCGUUCUGUAUGGGUUAGGCUUCCACCCAUUGCUCAUGCUUAGCCCCAUUUAUUUUUUCUUUUUUGGAGUGUUGGGGUGGAGCCCAGGGCCUUGUAGGGGCUGAGCAGGUCCCCUGCUUCUGAACUACCCCAUCUCCUUUUAGCCCCUCUCUUUUCUUCAGAAAGAUCAUGGCAUAAGAGUUUGGGCUCAGGCAAACAUGGGACAUAGGUUUGGGAUUUGGCACCACUUGCAGUAGCCGUACAGCUGUGGGCUACACUGGUCUUCCUUAUCUGUAAAGUGGAGGUGGUGCCGCCAGGGUCAAGCGAGACGAUGUCUGUGAGGUGCUGAGCAUGUGCACUUAGCAGGCGAUCAUUUCUUGCUUCCAUUUCUUGAUGAUGUUUGGGAUGUUCUGGUUCCUCUAGAGAAAGCAGAGCAGCUAAUAACUUUUGGGGGCCACUUGGAGUCUGAGUCUGUUGUCUCAUCUUCCAAAAAGUGUGUGUGGUCCUCAGGUCCUCAACAAGAAGCUUUGUGGGCAUCUGUGACCACAGAGUUCUGCCGUGUUUUCCUCUAUGUGGAGGUUCUUUGGCUGACGCUCAUUUCCACAUGCAUCUGUCAUUGUCUGAGUACCAGAUUGUAUUUAAAGAAUGGCUCCCGCCUCUGUUGUGUACACACAAACCCUGUGUGUAAACAAGAAAAUUAAAAUACGCUGGAGACAAUGAUAUCCUUCA